Molecule: messenger RNA, 580 nt
Organism: Diorhabda carinulata
Lineage: Eukaryota; Metazoa; Arthropoda; Insecta; Coleoptera; Chrysomelidae
Gene: Ilp7
Product: probable insulin-like peptide 7
Exons: 4
Coding region: 137-580 (147 amino acids)
Source: RefSeq, a predicted model, not a curated record
GAAAUCUUUUCGGUGGAAAAUAGUGAAAGUUCUUGAAGAGAAACACUAGCUUUCGAGUGGAUUUACAAAUAUUCAUAUCGAAUAGCUAGACCUUAUGUGAAAACAAUUUCGCUUCAAGGUGAAUCACGUAGUUCUGAUGUGGCUACGCGUCUCAACAAUCGCCGCCAUAUGUGUUUUCAUAGACAUCACAGAUGGUGCAGCUUUAGAAAAUGAUCUUGAAGCCGUUUUUAGGCAAAGAACUCAUUCUGACUGGACAAAUGCUUGGCAUCAAGAGAAAUUUUCUAGAUGUAGAGACACUCUUGUAAAGCAUCUGUAUUGGGCUUGUGAAAAAGAUAUCUACAGGAUAACAAGAAGGAGAGAUCCUAGUUUGAACAUUAUAGAACGUAAUGAAUAUGAAAUGAAAUUCCCAUGGCAUACGAGGACCGAAGCCUACAAAAUCCUACGUUUCCGAAGAAAUGUACGCCGAAGAUCUGGUUCAUCUAUAACGCACGAAUGUUGUAAAUCAACUGGUUGCACUUGGGAAGAAUAUGCUGAAUAUUGUCCCACCAAUAAACGAUACACAACAUACGUAAGAAAGUAA